Messenger RNA from Acanthocheilonema viteae, 507 nucleotides. The record is from the annotation of a GenBank genome assembly. Lineage: Eukaryota; Metazoa; Nematoda; Chromadorea; Rhabditida; Onchocercidae.
AUGCUUGAAUCAGGACAGUCAUUUCCGGAAGACGAAGAGGAAUGCCAUUUUGGAUUAAAAGCAUACACUAAAACACGGCAAAAAAUGCAUGAAAUGGCUGUUAAACAAAAACUCAUCACUGAACAGGAUCCGAAAGGUCAUGGAUUUCUCCACUUAUCAUCCGAGGAAAAACGGGCCUUACUUCAGGAGGGCUACAAAUUGCCCACUAUGUUGCCAUUAACAAAAUCUGAGGAGAAUGCACUAAAAAUUAUCAGACGGAAAAUUAAAAAUAAGUUGUCUGCACAGGAAAGUCGUCGUAAACGAAGGGAAUAUAUGAAUGCGCUUGAAAAGAGAAUUCAAUAUUACCGCGCUGAAAAUUCAGCACUAAAAUUAAAGUUGAAAGACUUGGAACAAAGGAAUCGUAGUUUGGCUAUUGAAUUAAGAAAUUUCAAAACAACAAUGGCAUCAAAUCACAACACGGAAUAUCAUCCAUCAUGUCCAACGCCUAAUGCUACAACGAUUAACUGA